ACAAUGAAUGAUUUGUAGAUGCUGGAUGGACAUCACUGUUUUGGUUUGAUUGGUCAUAUAACAGGCCAAUCAGACCUCGCUGCUGCUGUUGCCAACAUUCACUCCGUUAGUUGAUGAAUGAAUCACCCUGCAGCACCCGUGGAUUCUGGUUCUUCUUCAGGUCGAUGUCAUCAUUUGAACUGCUGAGAUGUUUUUAUCAAACCGUUUUCUAGUCUAGGAGCGCACACGUGUCACUUCAAUCAGUUCUGUUGUUACACUAAAACUGUACAAACUUAAUUUGACAUAAUAUAUCAUAAAAUAUAGUUUGAAUAAAAUUUCCUCUCAAAGAAUUAAAGUGUCAGUUUUCGGUUUCAUUGGGUGCGCGCGCUCCCUCCCACUUUCAACACUUCUCUUUUCGACAGCAGUUCGCCUCCACUGCGCUUUUACGCACGACUCCAGUGACACUGUGAAGGAGAGCAGAGUGUCAUGAAGACCGUCAGUGUGUGAGCGUUUGUGCUGCCCUCGCUGCAACAAGAUGAUCCUGCUGCCUGGUCUGUUGUUCUUUCUCUGGGGAGAACCGGGUCGGUGCCUUGAGGAGAAAGGAUUCACUUUUGAUGGACACAUCCGCCAAUUCGCCGUGGCCAACCACGGUUUACAUCGCUACACAGGAGAAACUGUACCAGCUGAGCCACGACCUGAUUCUGGUCCGGAGUGUGACCCAGAGAGGAAUCUUGACGGGUGGGGCAUCACCGUUUGAUGAACAGUUUCACCGGGUCUCUGAGACGGAUAAGCGGAACGCAACUUUCAGCGUCAACAUUUUGUUGCCGUUUGUUGAAAAUGGAACUGUGAUCAGCUGCGGUUUGACCGACAACGAGUGCGGAUACUGCGAGCUGCUGGACCCGAAGAACAUUUCAAAUGUGCUGUACCGGGAACACAUCCUGGUGGAACCCCCGUGGAGCCGCAGCGAGUCCGUCGGCUUCCUGGUGAACGUGGAGAAGACUGUGGGCCAGACCGAGACUUACAUUCUGACUGCCAUACAGCAAGGCGAAUCCACAAAGACCAACUGCUCCCCUGGAUCAGAUGCGGUGAAUCUUCAUAAUACGAAUGACAAACAGACAGAAGGUAUCUUUUCCUUAUCCGGCGAGUCCACCAUCUCUAGGUUAACGAGUAAACCCAACGUGGAGUUUGUGGAUGGAUUUCAGAUUAAUUCCAUCAUUUAUCUUUUCUCCAACCUGCCCUCAAAGGACAAACCCAACAAAGUCCGUCUGAUUUGGCUUGAAGGGAAAACAGGCAAAAGUUAUACUUUAAGGUCUCUGCGGGGCGCGACUCUCAGCAUCUCUGAUGGAGGUGAAGGCAGCAGACUCGUCGCCUCCUCGGUGAUCCCGGGUGGGCCGCCGGUGCUCUGGAGCGGCGUGUUCAGUGUGGAUGGAGCACAAGCCAACACCGAGCUGGUGUUGUUUGACAUCAGCCCUGAUCUCACCGGAGACACCGACAAGGAUCCAGAUUUCUGCAGUACCUGUACAGACAAGCCAAAACUAACGCCAAAGACGCUGAAGCCGAAGAAGGUGCUCCUCAGGCAGAGCAACAUGACUUCUGUGCUGGCAGUGAGGCAGAAGGCCUGGAUGGUUUUCUUCAUUGGGACGGGAGAUGGGCAGCUCAUUAAGCUUGUCGUGGACAAGAACUAUCACACCGUCUGUCCCAGGGUGCUCUACAGGGCCAAUGACGACCGUCAAGUAUUUCCCAAAAUGCACCUGGAUCAAGUGGACCGUAAACAUGUGUACGUGCCACUUCUACCAAACCAGAUGGAGCGUGUACAGACACGUGGAUUCAUGUUGUACCACAAUAUUUCUACAGUAGCCUAG
Messenger RNA from Larimichthys crocea (large yellow croaker), 1841 nucleotides. Its product is annotated as plexin-C1. Gene Ontology annotation, molecular function: protein binding; semaphorin receptor activity. Gene Ontology annotation, biological process: regulation of cell migration; regulation of GTPase activity; semaphorin-plexin signaling pathway. Lineage: Eukaryota; Metazoa; Chordata; Actinopteri; Sciaenidae. The record is from RefSeq and is a predicted model, not a curated record. Gene Ontology annotation, cellular component: plasma membrane; semaphorin receptor complex. Bases 594 to 1841 code for a protein of 415 amino acids. The transcript has 4 exons.